Molecule: messenger RNA, 2757 nt
Organism: Monosiga brevicollis MX1
Lineage: Eukaryota; Choanoflagellata; Craspedida; Salpingoecidae
Exons: 11
Coding region: 1-2757 (918 amino acids)
Biological process (GO): protein phosphorylation
Cellular component (GO): membrane-bounded organelle
Molecular function (GO): disulfide oxidoreductase activity; protein kinase activity; ATP binding
Source: RefSeq, a predicted model, not a curated record
AUGUCUCUCUGUCUCUGUCUCUGUCUCUGUCUGUCUUCUCUCUCUCUCUCUGUCUCUCUGUCUCUCUGUCUCUCUCUUUCUCUCUCUCUAUCUGUCUCUCUCUCUCUGUCUCUGUCUCUCUCUCUCUCUCUCUCUCUCUCUCUCUCUCUCUCUCUCUCUCUCUCUCUCUCUCUCUCUCUCUCUCUCUCUCUCUCAUCUUCUAAUUAUAGCCUUUCCGAGGAAGCUCUCAUACAAAUCGAGCUGCACAAAUUAGAUCUGGCUGACAAGCGCGAGCAAAAGGCAGCCGAGCGCGCGGAGAAGAGACGGGCAGUGUGCAGUGAAAAGAUUGACAUAUUGGAGAAAAGAUUCUGUGGUCUCACGGCAGAGAACACCCUGGCCCUUCGAGAAAAGAUGAUGUCAUUCAAUGACAAUGAGUUUGAGCAUUACGUCGUCCAGUGGAUCAAGGAGGACAUCUCACCCGAGAAGAUGAAGUCUUUCCCCAUUGAAGAGCUUCCCUGCAGCCACCACUACUAUGCAGCAAAAAUUGUCAAGCACAUCGACGACCUUUAUGCCGACAAGACGUGGCAGGGCAACAAGAAGCUGACUCAAGAACUACUGUGGGCGGUCAAUGCUCCGGAUGAUACCUCAGUGCCUGACCUCCAGCAAGAGAACAGCAUUUCUUCGCGACUGACCAUCGUGCUGCAGGAGCACUUUGGCCUGAACUUUGUCCAUCAGUACGCCAUCGGCGCCAAAAACACCCAUUGCAAGAAGGAGGCUCAGCCGUUUGAUCAAUAUGGAGGACAGGUUGCCAAUGAGCUCGUGCGACUGGGAGCCAUUGCAACACGGUAUGAGAGCAGAAGCUCCGCGCCGCUGACGGACCGGAGCACCGAGUGGCCCAUUGUCAACAUCAACGUGGUGGGAAGCCAUGUGAGCGCAUACCUGGCCCUCAAUGUCUCUGGAAGUCACUGGUUAACGGCCAGGCGCAUGGCGCCAUCGCUGCUGCCAUCACUUGAGGGCUCAAGUGCCAACGCGAAGAAGAUGCAGCAAAAGUCAUCUGGGCUGCUCUUUUUGCGACUCGGUCAAUGCACGGUGUUUAAGCACUUUGACUACUGGGGUCGCAGCCCAAAACUCUGCAGCGCCUUGAACCGUGUCGUGAAUGACCAAGAUCGCCGCCACCCGCCCAACGAGCGAAUCCUGAGGCAACUUGCUCAACUGGAGGCGACGGGCACCUUCUAUCAGAAAUGGAAGGUGACGGAGCUUGCAUCUGCCGUGCAUGUGCUCAGCUACCCUUACGUGGAGCUGGCGCAUCCCACCGAGCUCAAGCAACUGGUCCAGGUCAUACGCCAACUGGAGGCCAUCCACAGCGUCGACUUUGUGCACGGCGACAUUCUCCCCCGCAACAUUCUGUUUUGCAGCGACUGGGAAGAACAUCCUGCGGCCUUUCUCAUUGACUUUGAUCUUGGCCGGUUCCUCGCCGAUGUACCCCGCUAUGCCUCCAACUUUGCCACGGCAGCGGAGGUGCUGGAGCCGUAUCGUCACGGUGAUGCGAUCCCACAUGCGAAGAUGGCGAAGGGGCAUGAUGGCUUUGCCUUGGCGCGUGUCAUGGAGGACUUUUUAGAGGCUGACGGGCCUCGUGAUGAGCUGGUGCCUGCGCUGAAUGAUCUCCACCUGGAUGAGGCUGCCAGGCUGUGCGAGGCCUGCAAGCUUCUGUCUGAUUUCAAGGUUUCCGUGUCGGGCAAGGCCACAGGCAGUCCGCGUGAUGGGUCGCUCGGGUCGUGUUGGUCGAGCACGAUGCCCGCUCCUGGAGGAUACGGAGAUUACAGCGAGGAAGAGUCUGACCUCCUCCCCCCCCGCCCCACUUCUACAACGACCAUUAUUAACAUGAUUGUGCAUCAUCAUGAUGGAGUGUGCGCAAACCCUUUCAUAUCUCAAACUCUCCUUUCUCUCAAACUCUUUCUCUCAAACUCUCUCUCAAACUCUCUCUCAAACUCUCUCUCAAACUCUCUCAACUCUCUCUCUCUCUCCCCCUCUCAAGCUCUCAAGCUCUCACUCUUUCUCUCUCAAACUCCCCCAAUCUCAAUCUUCUCUCUCUGUGUGUCUCUCUCUGUUUCUCUCUCUUUCUGGCUGUUUCGCCUGAUUUUUUUUUUAGCAUUUCAAGCUUCUUGGCAGCUAGGAACCGACAGGAUGAGUGCAGUUAAGGACCACAUCAUCUUCACGUCGCCUGAAAAUGAGGCGGACUUUGAGGAGACCAAGGACUCAAGCCCCAUUGGCGCGGACGUUGGUGAGGCCGUGGGCCCAGGCGGCGAAAUUGACUGGGAUUGCCCUUGUCUUCAGGGCAUGACGGACGGCCCCUGUGGAGAUGCGUUCAAGGAGGCCUUCAGCUGCUUCGUCUACAGCCAGGAAGAGCAGAAAGGUUCGGAAUGCCUGGAACAGUUCAAGGCCAUGCAGGACUGUUUGGUGGCCAAUGCCGAAUACUAUGGCAUGAACAACGGUGACGGUGAUGCCGCUGCGCCGGCCGAGGCGGUGGCCGACAAUGUCUCUGAAACCGUCACCGAGGUUGCCUCUGAGGCUGCAGAGGCCGUCUCCGAGGCUGUGGAGGCCGUCUCCGAGGUCGUCGAGUCAGUCCCUGAAGCCGUCUCGGAAGCCGUUGCCGAGGUCUCCGAGGCUGCCUCCAAGGUCGCCGCUGACGUUGCAGAGGUUGCUGCCGAUGUUGCAGACGCCGUCGUUGACGCAGUUACCCCACAGAACCAGGAUGACAAGACCGCCGACAGCAACUAA